CUUCUCUCGUGUUUAUGUUUCACAAUUUGUAAACUCUGUGUGUGGAUAAACAGAAGUAAAACUAAAUGACAUUUAACAUUUUAAACCUCGUUUUUUUGUAUUAGUAAACAUGACAUCUCGUGGACGUGGAGCUAGGGUUCCAUUUAACAAAUCAGCUUUUCGACAACAGAAUGAAAAAGAAAAUUCAAGUGACGGUGUUCCUUCUGCAAUUCUAAAACAAGCCAGGCAAAGUGGACAGUUGAAUUUAUCUGGGCGAGGUUUAGCGACAGUACCUGACAAAGUAUGGAGAAUAAAUAUUGAUGUACCAGAAGAAGCAAAAAAUGUUUCAUUGGAUAAUGCUGAAAAUAGAUGGUGGGAUCAAGUUGAUUUAACUAAACUCAUCUUAGCAUCAAAUACUUUAACAGCUAUACCGGAUGAUAUCAGCAACUUUCCCGCCUUAACUGUUCUUGAUAUUCAUGAUAACAAUUUAGAAAGUUUACCAGCAGCCUUCAAAGCUUUAGAAAAUCUACAGAAACUCGAUGUAAGUCGUAAUAAGUUAAAGGUCCUACCGUCAUCUAUUGGUUAUUUAAGAACUCUGGUCAGUCUCCAUGUAGAACAUAAUCAGCUAACACAACUCUGUGAAGAAAUCAAGUGUCUACAAAAAAUUGAAGAUUUGGACGUAUCUAAUAAUCAGCUAACAGUUUUACCCACAGCUUUAGGUUAUCUUGUAAACCUGGUUAAACUUAAUGUUUCUAAUAAUAAAAUCAAAUCAUUACCACCAGAAAUAGGGGAUAUGUCAGGCCUGAAAUAUUUUGAUGCUACUCAUAAUGAACUGACACUGCUUCCACAAGAAUUUGGUAAUCUACGUAAAUUAGAGUUACUUUAUCUACGUCAUAAUAAACUGGCCUAUUUACCAGUUCUAGAAAAUUGUGUAUCAUUAAAGGAACUUCAUGUUGGUAAUAAUAAUAUUAUGGGUAUAACUAGUGAACAUUUACAACAUUUAACAUCUAUAAAUGUAUUAGAUCUACGUGAUAAUAAGAUAUCUAAAUUACCAGAUGAAAUAACCCUACUACAAUCAUUACAGAGAUUAGAUAUAACUAAUAAUGAUUUAAGUAGUUUACCAUAUUGUUUAGGAACUAUUGUCUCCUUGAAGUCUUUAGUUUUGGAAGGAAAUCCCAUGAAAUCUAUUAGAAGGGAUAUUAUAAUGAGAGGAACUGUGGAACUAAAAAAAUAUUUAUCAAGUAGAAUAGAGGAGCCAGUAUCAAAUGAAAAUAACAUGGCUACUGGUGGUAAUACUGGUAUUAUAGGUGGUAAUCAAUCGGUCAGUUCACAUGAAAUGUGCCAAAUGAAAACAUUGGAUUACAGCCAAAAACAAGCAUCAGAGAUUCCUGCUGAUAUACUGGAGGCUGCUCAAAAAGCUGAUGUCACAGUAGUCAAUUUACAUAAAAAUAUAUUUACAGAUUUACCAAGCAAUCUUAGGUUGUUAAGUGAUACUGUCACAGAACUUCACUUAAACUGGAACAAGAUAUCAACAUUAAGUUCUGAAAUAAGUGCCUUUAAAAGACUAGUGUGUUUAGAUCUAGGGAAUAAUAUGUUGACUGAUCUACCUAAAGAAAUAUCAUCUUUACAAAAUAUCAGAGAAAUCAUAAUAUCACGCAACAGAUUUACUGUGAUACCAUCGGUUGUUUUUGAAUUAAAGAAGUUAGAGAUAUUAUUUGCUAGUGAUAAUAAGAUAGAAGUUAUUGAUGUGGAUGGGUUAAAGAGACUACCUGUACUAGCUACGUUAGAUCUACAGAACAAUAAUAUCAGUCAAGUACCACCUGAACUAGGCAAUUGUCCUUUAAAAUCUUUACAGAUAGCCGGAAACUUGUUUCGUAAUCCACGACCAGCUAUUCUAGCUAAAGGAACCCCAACUUUAUUAGAACACUUGCGCAGCAGAAUAGUUACAUAACAAGACUAAAAAUGUGUAUGUCAUACCUGAUAUAAGUUAAACAAUGUCCUUGAUAGUGCUAAAUUUUUAUUAUUUUUGUAUUGUAAAUAUAAUUAGUCUUGCCUCAUUAUGUUCCCUAUAUUUUCAUGUUAACUUGAGUUGUGCUUUAUCGAUAUAUCCUUAUAAUGUUAUUGUUUUUAAAUGACAUGUAUUAAACAUAGAUUGUAUGCUAGAAAUAUGUAGAUUGUAUGAUAGUAAUAUAUUUUCAUAUCUAGUCUUUUCAUAACCCGGUAACUAGCAUUUUAUAUUUGACAAUAAAGCUCAAUAUUCUAUGAACUGCAAUUUUGUUUUAUUAAUGCUCUAUUGUCAACUUAUACAUGAUAAUGGUGUAUUAUGGUAUGGUUUGAAAUUAAUUUUUUGUAAAUUAUAUUAGAAUGAGAUGGUACUCACAUAAUUAUGCACAUAUUUUGGAAUUUCAAAUUGUUAGUGAAAAAGUUUGUGUAUAAAUUUAAUUAAAAAACCCAACGAAUUUAAUUCAAAAAUAAAAUUGUCGAUUUUCAUUGGA
Molecule: messenger RNA, 2474 nt
Organism: Patella vulgata (common limpet)
Lineage: Eukaryota; Metazoa; Mollusca; Gastropoda; Patellidae
Product: leucine-rich repeat-containing protein 40
Exons: 14
Coding region: 110-1930 (606 amino acids)
Molecular function (GO): protein binding
Source: RefSeq, a predicted model, not a curated record